Messenger RNA from Pseudogymnoascus verrucosus, 1707 nucleotides. RefSeq names its product 1-acylglycerol-3-phosphate O-acyltransferase (gene SLC1). Gene Ontology annotation, molecular function: 1-acylglycerol-3-phosphate O-acyltransferase activity. Gene Ontology annotation, cellular component: membrane; endoplasmic reticulum. Bases 499 to 1425 code for a protein of 308 amino acids. The record is from RefSeq and is a predicted model, not a curated record. Gene Ontology annotation, biological process: phosphatidic acid biosynthetic process. The transcript is spliced from 2 exons. Lineage: Eukaryota; Fungi; Ascomycota; Leotiomycetes; Thelebolales; Thelebolaceae.
CAGGAGUUGGGUGUGUUCGUUAAAGGCGCCUUGGAGGGCGAGGACGCCGACCGUGAAGGCGUUUGAAGUGCCGAGGGAACCCAUUAUUAGAGGUAAGUGAGGUUAAUAGUAUCAAUUGUUGAGAGUUGAUGCGUUGAAAGAUCGAAGAUUUUUGACUCAUGGUAAAUAAGCUUUAUGGGGGAUCGGCCGUGGGGGGUCGGAUAAUCGUUUCUCCUCGGCGUUCCUAUCCCGUUGACACUAAAUUGUUGCCAAAUGCAGGGUUCCGCAGUACGUACCAAUCAGAGGGUCACAUGAAAGGUCGCACCUGCACCGGCGUAAUGACCAAGUCCCACCAAAAUGCUGGAAAUCUUGAAAACGGUGACGACCUCAAAGAACCCCACGUCCCGCUUUCUCUCUUCUCCAUAUGCUUCUCUGUCUUGCGUCCCGGGAGGGUUAUCAACAAUAACGACAAGAACUCACUCUUGCACCCCGACAGCGACAUAGAAACUACCGCCCAUCAUGCACGCCAUACUCGUCUGGAUCUUGUAUCCCUUCCUCUUCACCGCCGCCCUCGCCAUGUUCUUCUUCGGCCUGUCUCUGGUGCUCCCCCAGGCUGGCUUCGUAGCGCGCAUCCUCGUGUCAUAUCUUGCCCUCGUUGCGUGCGCCAUAUACGGUGUCACAGUCUCUCUCAUCGCCCGGCCGUUCGGGCUCCAGCACUCUGCCCAAUACGCCACCGGACGGGCCUUCGAGUUCGUGAUGAAAUACGGGGCCGGCAUAAACGUUAUCAUUGAGGACCCCGAGAACUACUUGAACACCGUUCGCCCCGCUGUCUUCAUCGGUCCUCACCAGACCGAGCUCGACAUCCUCAUGCUCGGCGCCGUCUUCCCGACCCACUGCUCCGUGACUGCCAAGGCCAGCUUGAAGCGUAUUCCUGUCCUAGGCUGGUUUAUGGCCCUGUCCGGGACGGUUUUCAUUGACCGUGGCAACUCGAAGAGUGCCAGAGGCGCGAUGCAAGGCGCUGCGGACGAGAUGAAGCGCAAGAGCCAGAGUGUGUGGAUGUUCCCUGAGGGUACCAGGAGUUACGCCGAGGAGCCAGGGCUGCUGCCUUUCAAGAAGGGCGCCUUCCACUUGGCUGUACAGGCCGGAGUACCGAUCGUACCGGUUGUCGUCGCCAACUACUCCGAUGUGCUGUUUGUGAAGAAGUACCGGUUCAACGGUGGCAACCUACGCGUGAAGGUGCUCAAGCCUAUUGAGACGAAGAACCUCACAUCCGAGGAUGUCGACGAGCUGGUUAUCAACACCCGCAACACCAUGAUCACGACAAUGGCUGAGUUGACCGCCAAACAACGCGGAAAGCCAGUCCAUAUCGACCCAAAACUCGGACUAUCAAAUGUGGGCGUUGUGAAAGCGAGCGGUGUUGAGGCGACAACGUCGGCUCUGCCAUGAUAGACAUUAUGAUUCAUGUUUAACUAUACAAUGACGAAUUAUUAAGAGGGUUGGCGCAAGCAUACGUCGGGACGCCAAUACCUGGGGUCGGGAUACAGUGGGAAGGGGGAUGAGGUGGUAAAGGGGUUAGAUGGCCGGAAACAUAGACCAUGGGAGGCGAUGGGGAAUGUGGCUGGGACUACCAUAGAGGUGCAUCAUGACAAUGAUACCCGAGCAGGUUGAGGCGAGCGGAGUAUAGGUUAGAUCACAGUUUAUUAAAAUCAAGUACUUAUUCACCAACCA